Messenger RNA from Prosopis cineraria, 1845 nucleotides. Its product is annotated as ras-related protein RABA4d-like. Gene Ontology annotation, molecular function: GTP binding; GTPase activity. The record is from RefSeq and is a predicted model, not a curated record. The coding region runs from base 673 to 1362 and encodes 229 amino acids. Gene Ontology annotation, cellular component: endosome. The transcript is spliced from 3 exons. NCBI's taxonomy places the organism in Eukaryota, Viridiplantae, Streptophyta, Magnoliopsida, Fabales, Fabaceae.
AGUCGUCGGCUUGAUUCUAGUCGUCAAUUCUAUCGUUGAUUCAAAACAACUCAACUCAAUUAAAUUUUUAAAAUAAUUUUUAUAUGCUGAUCAAGUCAAAAUUUAAACCAAUCAACAGUCGAACCUAUUAGACUAUUCGAUUCAGUUGGGUUCAAUUUUUUUAUCACUACUUUAAAGUGUAAUUUUCAAAGGAAAAAAAAAAAAAAAAGUAUGUGAUCCAGAGUGGAAUCGACAUCGUUUUCUACCGUGUCUUUCUCUGUCCUUAUUCUUUUUCAACACUUCUCAAGGUUUUCAACUUUUCAUGAUCGAAAACUCGAAAUACAGGUGGCGAGUCUUUCUCUGGCAACUUCGUCGUUGUCCCGCUUCGCCAGUCUAACGCUUCAAGGGAAGGAGGCAAGCGACAUUAAUCAAACAUGCCAAACACCUUCUCUAAUAACGUAUCGCUUCAGCUUUCCUUUUCCUUUUCCUUUUCUUCCUUGCCAAAACUCCUUCCUUUAUUCCCAAUGCGUCUCCUUUCACGCGCCUUAAAUUCUCAAGCUACACGACACCCACCACCGCUUGUGCAUCCACAGCGAAAUCGUGGAAAGAACUCUUCUUCUGCUGAAAUUACUCAAAUUGGCGGAAAUCUGAAUUGGGUUUCGCAUUGCUGGGUUUUGUAGGAUCCUGACCGAGAUGGCUCACUGGCAGAGCGAUUUAGAGGAGGGGAUCGAUUACAUGUUCAAGAUUGUGAUGAUAGGAGACUCUGGUGUCGGGAAAUCCCAGCUAUUGAAUCGUUAUGCAAGGAAUGAAUUCAAUGCGAAAUCGAAGGCGACGAUCGGAGUUGAAUUUCAGACCAAGACGGUGCUCAUGGAUCAUAAGGUUGUUAGGGCCCAGAUCUGGGAUACUGCUGGUCAAGAAAGGUACCAGGCAAUUACUACUGCAUACUACAGAGGUGCAAUUGGUGCAUUGCUGGUGUAUGACAUAACCAGGCAAGAUACCUUUGAUCAUGUCGAAACAUGGUUGGAGGAGCUACAAAUGCAUGCAGAUAAGAAUGUUGCUGUUAUGCUUGUUGGCAACAAGUGUGACUUGGGUUCAAUGCGAGUAGUGCCUGUUGAGGUAGCCAAAGAGCUUGCUCAGAGGCAUGAUCUCUUCUUCAUGGAGACAUCAGCGCUUGAGUCCACCAAUGUAGAGCCAGCUUUCAUUGGUCUUCUCUCUCAGAUCUAUUUAACUAUCCGUAAGAAGUCUCUUGUGGCUAAUGGAGCAGAAUCAAAACUGGAGAAAGUAAAUCUUGAAGGGACAGAGAUUUAUGUCCCUUCAGAUGACUUAGAAUAUCGAAAGGACCCAGAAACUAAAAGGAGGUUCAAUUGCUGCAGUUUUUCGUAGAACUCUCCUUCAACUGGUGCUGCGAGGACUGUGACCUUUAUCUUAUGAGAUUUUUGCUGGACUCAGUUUUUCCUCUAAAGGUUCAAAUUCUCUUGGUUGGUUUGGCUGGCAUGUAAGAGAACUCAGCUUCUGAUGGUUUGAUGAAAUUGGGUUGUCUAUUCACCGUAUCUGCUAGUGAGGUUUUUGCCAUGAUGAUUGCUUAGAGAAGCUUCCUGCGUAUGGAAAUGGGAAAUUAUUCUUUCGUUUUUUCCCCCAAUAACAUCUUAUUGCAUAACGGAAAUAGAAUCACCUUGUUGCAUAAUGGAAAGAAAUGAAGUGGGGUUUCAAAUGAAUGGCUGUCCUCUGUGCUAUUUUGGUUCGUCUGUUUCUCCUAAAUUGCUUGUCUAGUAUUUCAGGCAGAAAUGUUGACAUGAUCCCUAUAUAAAUGAACUCAAGAACUUGUUCCAGUAUAUGUUUUCAUUAAUCUAUUCAUUCAUUCAUUCA